Molecule: messenger RNA, 2693 nt
Organism: Physcomitrium patens
Lineage: Eukaryota; Viridiplantae; Streptophyta; Bryopsida; Funariales; Funariaceae
Source: RefSeq, a predicted model, not a curated record
CAAAAUUAAGACGAGCUCUGAAUUGGGUUUUGUAUGCAAGGACUGCAAUUGCCGUGUGGGAAUUGGAACCCAGCUUUUGCAGCAGCAGCAGUAACUUAACUGACUGGCAGCGCUCGGUGUUGCCGUGGUAGCGAGAGCCCGCACUGCACCCCAAGGACGUCGACGGAGUUAUUGCCGUCUUCAUCGCCCCUUCCAUGUGGCAGCGCAACCCUUACAUUCUGUUGUACUUCCGUCUUCGUUCAUUGCUGGUGCUCCUGUUGCUGCAUUUCAUGACUGCAGCAUGGUGGAGCAUUGUCCAGGAUUGCCCCAAUAAGUCCCUUCCAGUUGCUGCAUUACAGUCUCCCUCUUCGUUCCUGCUCUUCGCCGAUAUUCCACGGGGUUUCAGGGUUGUCGGCUCUUGUCAUCGUGUUGGUAAAUUGAAGGAUAUUUGUAGUUGGGGUAGUGUGAGAUUCGGUGCUGUAGUCCUUGCUCAAGUUUUUGGGAGCUGCACGUGAGUGUGGAUUUUUGUGACGAAUCGCUCUGCUGUCGUGCAUCUUCGUUGUGUGGGGAGUGAGGCAGGCGGAGAGGAAUAGCGAUUUAGCAAGUGGUGGGGAAGGGGGAGUGUGUUUAAGAGUGAGCAGUGUUAGAGUGAACGGACUACUUGUUAACGUGUUUUUUUAUGUCCCUCUCUCUUGCCGACUGGUAAGCGAGAUCCUCGUCUUCGUGUUCAUAGCGCUGCUCGACGAAUAAGUUUUUAGGUGCGAGGCGUAAUAUACUCCUGAGAAUACCGUCCGGGUCACACCAUUCGUGUCCACGCUCCACCUGCCGCGAUAAUUAUAUGGUUUGGCCCUGAGUCGCAACAACAGUUGUUGUUUGUACUUUGCAACUCAUUUCUUCUGAAGUUCAGCAAGUUCGUGUGGCUCUGUAUGCUUGUAGCUGUAUUGCCCCUACCAGUUCAUACACCCAAUACGCUGUGGGGCUUUUCACUGCGGCCGGGAAUGUUUUGUGCUGUAUACAUAUCAGCUCGAGUUGUUUGACGAGGGACCUCCUCGUUGCCGUUUUCCCUCAGUCGUGGGGUGGAUUAGAACUUGAUGUAUUCCUCAUCAAGCAGCGCAUCCCUCGACCAUUCAUCCUAGACUUUGGUUAACGAAACGAGCAUGGUAGAAAAUUGAAAGAUUCCAUUUCAGCACAGUUCCUUCACUUGUACGAGUUGGGCCUGUUUUUGUUUGUUUUUUAAGAAAGAGUGGCAUUUGGUGCUAGGAGUGGAAUGUGAGAUCGGCAUCUGUGCCUCCGAUUGUGAAAUCUAUCGUUUCGCCUCUGCGGAAUUAGAUGAGCGUGAUUCUGGUUCUCCAACGGACAAACUUUAUCGGCGAGAAUUGAGGUCCUGGAUCACAAUUUUGCCGCCAUCAAUCAACAAUGAAGGGGCGACUGUUUAAACAUGUCUGCGGAAUGCAGCCCGUCAGGGUAAUCUACGGCGACGGUGAAGUGCUCCACCUACCCCCGCUAACUACAGUGGAAGAAGUGCUCCAAUCUUACCCUCACCAUUUCGUAUGCCAACCUGGGCUAAGCAGUGACUCUGGAAGCCGCGGCAAUCAAAUGAUGUCCUUAGAAGACGAGCUUCAAAGCGGUUGCAUCUAUUUCCUCCUCCCAGUGCCAAGGCUAUUUCCUGGAUCAAUGUCCACGUCUUGCCAAUGUAGAUGCUUCGCUAACAACGCGUCCACUGCAGCAGUAGAAGGAGUUUUGGAAAACAAGUCUUACAUGUCACCGUUGAGAAUAUAUAGCUCCCCUCAAAGAUUUGGAGGCUUUGGCCCCCAGUUGCGGUCUCCGAAACACAGAUCGUUAAGAGAAAUGCUCAGAAGCUCAAAGAGCAAAGUGCUUCCAGAAUCAAAUUUGUACAGCGCUGACAGGGAUGAAAGCAUGGCAUCUUCACCAAGGCCAGCAUGGAGAAAAUGCCCUUGGCGGCCUCGGCUAGGGUGCAUUAGCGAGGAAGAUGGCUUGGAAAUGGCGUUGGAGGAGCUUAGAUAUCACGGGUUUAUGUUAAGACGAGAAUCCAUCUCUACUGCCGUUAAAUUGCCUCCCAAGCUUCCUUCUCCUCCUCCAAGACCUGCCCCAAUACUGAAGUCUGCAAAGGUAACAGCACGCUCUGAGGUUGGAUGGUCGAGUGUGGCAGCAGGAGUUCCAACAUUAGUAGCUACAUAUUGAAAUGGAACUCCCAACUGCAAGACACGCACCCCUCGAAAGUCUGCCAUUGAGGAACCUCCCAAUCGCCAUUGAACUUCAAUUAGAGGGAAACAACUGCUACUCCUGAUUCAUGUCAUCCCACUUCCAUGAAUGGUGUUCUUUGUAUCAUAGACCGUUUAGUCUGGACUAAGAGAGGGUUUACCUCGGAAACCAAGUUAGGAACUUCGUACUAUAUGCCAACCAGAGGUUGACGUUAGUUUCUGCCGCCUUUCCACAUUAGUGACAUGAGACCUUGUGUUCUUCAAAGGGCAAGCUUGGCUCUUCAAAGAAAGAUGUAGCUUUCAAACACUCAUAAGUAUUUCGAUAUGGCUUUCCGUCGGUGAGGAAAUGCAUCAUAGAGUUGCGCAAGCUGUGAGGUCUUAAUGCAGACGAGAUAACGUGGAGAGCUUACGAAUCACAUUUCAUGUGCAUGUGGUUGAUUCUCUGCAUAAUUGUUGUAAUGCUAACCUCUUAAGUUCAUUAUCUUCAUGACA